AUGCACAAUGAGAAUAUUACAUAUAAUCGUGUUUUAAUGAAUUCCAAAAAUUCUGUAAGAUCAACCCUUGGACCGAUCGACCUGAAACUUUCGCAGAUCGUAGCAAGUACCCUGGGCAACCGUCCCUCCGAGUUUGGUGAGUCUGGUACAAAUAUCACGGAGACGGUGAUCUCAUUGUGCAUUGUUGGUCUAUCGUGGGAUUCAUCCGGCAAAUGA
This is a messenger RNA of Macrosiphum euphorbiae (potato aphid), 216 nucleotides long. The record is from the annotation of a GenBank genome assembly. Lineage: Eukaryota; Metazoa; Arthropoda; Insecta; Hemiptera; Aphididae.